This is a messenger RNA of Salvia splendens (bonfire salvia), 1383 nucleotides long. RefSeq names its product LYR family of Fe/S cluster biogenesis protein. Lineage: Eukaryota; Viridiplantae; Streptophyta; Magnoliopsida; Lamiales; Lamiaceae. The coding region runs from base 196 to 672 and encodes 158 amino acids. The record is from RefSeq and is a predicted model, not a curated record. The transcript has a single exon. Gene Ontology annotation, biological process: mitochondrial respiratory chain complex III assembly.
AGACGAAUUAACCGUCACACCGCCGAUACCUUCGUCUCCUCUCUAUCUCUGAAAUUCUACAUCUCCAUUUCACCGCCGAUUAAACGCCAAAAUGGUCGAUUGCAUCCAGUCUUUUGGUCGUCUCGGUGUUGGAUACUGGUUUUGGAAAUCUGAUUGAAUAUUGUUCAAUUAGGGGAAGGGUAAAUAAACAGAAAAAUGAUUGCGGAUUUGCACCUAUUGAGGACAAUCAGCGCGGCCAUGCGCCACCGCCAAAUCGGGGAAGGCCUCUCCAAUAUCCACCGCCGCUUAUUACACCACGGUCCAGACACCGUUGACGAGCUAUUCGAAAGGCAUGUAGUGAAGGACGAUAACAAGCACCUCGAUGAUGACGAAAAGGAACUUUUGACUCGGCAGCGACUCACCAGCACUCGGCGCGAGGCUCUGAGCCUGUACCGGGAUAUCAUCCGAGCCACUCGGUUCUUCAUGUGGCCUGACUCGCGGGGCGUCCUUUGGCGCGAUGUUUUGAGGGAAAAUGCGCGGAAGGAAUUCGAGGCUGCGCGCUUUGAAAAGGAUCCGGAGGUAGUGACUCGGCUGCUUAUCGGAGGACGGGAUGCAGUGCAGGCGGCGAUCGAUAAGCUCGUGGAAAAGCAGAAGGAGCAAAUCGAGAAGGAAAGAAAUGAGUCGCGCCGCUGAUGAUGUUAAUGGUAAUUACUUCAUAUUUGGAAUUGAAUUUGCUGUUCUUAAUUGAAUCUGGAAUUGCUCCUAUGCCAUAUUUCCAAAUCAAAUUACUUAAGGGUAGCAAUUUUUGCCUUUUUUUUCCUUGAGCUGUUGUUGGUAGUUAUCUAUUUUUUGGGGAAAUUGGGGAUUAAAUGGGAUUUGUACGUUAUAGGUUUCUUGUGUCUAGCUUGUGUAUUUUAAUGUUGUUCAUAUUACACAGAAUAAAGGUUUUGAAUUUGUUGUUUAUUUGUAUGUUGGGGAAACAUGAUUUGUGGAGCAUAUAAUGCGAAGGUAGAAGCAUAACCUUGAAAUGGAUGAGGAACAGAUGGAAUUGAAGCUCUUUGGGUAUAUCUGUUUAAAAACUUGUCUGAAUCUUCGACAAGUAGUGGCCAUAUGAAUAUGGAUGGCAUAUCAAGGUGUUCUUCAACCUUUUUGGUCCCCCUUAGAAUAAGUCAACUUAGUUAGCAACUCCAUCUUUACACAAGUCAGGGUUAUAGAGAAUGGAGAAAAAAACAGACAGGAAAUGGCACAGUAAUCUCUAUGGAAGAUUCAUUACCUUAAUGGUUUAUGCAUAUGCCGGUGUGUAGGGGAAGUUUGUCACAGUUAAUGCAUUUGUUAUUUCGUAUAUUUACUUGUAGAUGAUUGAGAACUUAGCCCAAUCACAUAACUAAUGUUGUUUGUUCAGUA